This is a messenger RNA of Gossypium raimondii (Peruvian cotton), 591 nucleotides long. RefSeq lists its product as uncharacterized. NCBI's taxonomy places the organism in Eukaryota, Viridiplantae, Streptophyta, Magnoliopsida, Malvales, Malvaceae. The transcript has a single exon. Bases 1 to 591 code for a protein of 196 amino acids. The record is from RefSeq and is a predicted model, not a curated record.
AUGGCAUCGUACGAAGCAUUGUAUGGUCAUAAAUGUCAAACUCAGUUGUAUUUGACUAAGCUGAGUAAGAAAAAGAUUCACGGGGUUGAUUUGGUACGAGAAAUAGAAGAAAAGGUAAAAGUAAUUCGAGAUAGUUUGAGAGCUGCUUCAAAUCGACAGAAAUCAUAUGCAAAUUUGAAAAGAAAAGACAUUGAGUUUCAAGUCAGCAAUAAAGUGUUCUUGAAAGUGUUUCCUUGGAAGAAAGCUCUUCGAUUCAAUCGUAAAGGAAAGCUUAGUCCGUGUUUUAUCGGGCCUUAUGAGAUUAUUGAAAGAACCAGGCCAGUAGCUUACAGAUUAGCUUUGUUGUCAGAGUUAGAAAAGAUUCAUAAUGUGUUUCACGUAUCUGUGUUACGGAGGUACCGAUCAGACCCUUCGCAUGUAAUCUCACCUGUUGAUGUCGAGAUUCAGCCUAAUAUGUUGUACAGUGAAGAACCGAUCAGAAUUUUAGCUCAAGAGCUUAAAGAGUUGAGAAUUAAAAGCGUAGCUUUAGUGAGAGUCCUUUGGCAACGACACGGUUUAGACGAGGCCACUUGGGAACUAGAGAAACUAUGA